Molecule: messenger RNA, 1539 nt
Organism: Synchiropus splendidus (mandarinfish)
Lineage: Eukaryota; Metazoa; Chordata; Actinopteri; Syngnathiformes; Callionymidae
Product: transmembrane 6 superfamily member 1-like
Exons: 10
Coding region: 191-1306 (371 amino acids)
Cellular component (GO): lysosomal membrane
Source: RefSeq, a predicted model, not a curated record
AGAGCGAGAAAGACCAGAAAAACACGACCCAGUCUCGCUCUCUCUCUCUGAGUCAUGUUCACAAGCCUCGCGAGUUCAAAACUGGUGCCCAUCCUUCAGGAAACUGAUUCUUCAGAGUGUAUUCCCUACCUUUGACUUUAAAUGACUGGACCGUUCUUCGACUUUUGCAUGUAAGUUUUUUUGGUCAGCGAUGAGCGCGUCUGCAGGGACUGGGGCGUUCGUUCUGUCCUUGAUGUCCAUUCCGAUCUGCUAUAUAUUCAACACUCUCAGUUCCAACAACAGUUUCGACGCUUUCGUCUUUGCUGGCUGCACAUCUCUCAUCAUUCUGGUCAUUUCAGUGCGCUUUGUCCUCCAGAAGACCAAUUCCCUGGAUCCUCUGUUUUAUGUGUAUGGUGUCCACGCCUUCCUCAGUGUGGUGAAUCUGAUCAUUGGACUGGAGCAAGACAACAUCAUCGAUGGAUUUGUCACUUUUUACCUCAAGGAGGCCGACCCACACAUCAACACGGCGCAUGGCCACAUGAUCGCCUACUGGGACGGAUGCGUUCACUAUCUCAUGUACCUCCUCAUGAUUGCUGCGAUAACAUGGGGGCAAGUAAAAUUUCUACGCACACCAGGCACAGUCUGUUCUACAAAGGAUCAUGGCAAAGUUAUUCAUGACUCCUCAGGGACAACUAUAGAGCCAUUGGCCUCUACUGGGUGGGGUCUUUCCUCACGCAUGCCAUCGUCUACGUCCUUGGAAAUGCUGUGGGAAAACAUGGCACAGAACCAGCCCAACUCGGAGGAUGAAGAGCAGACGAUCACCCUGAAUGCUGCGGACAGGAGUUUGACCCGAAGACCUCUGGAUGUACUGUUUAUUAUCUAUCUGGUUCUAGCUGUGAGCUUCUGCGUCUUCAGAGGGCUGAUUGUCCUGGACUGUUCCACUCAGUGGUGUCAUGACUACACACAGCAGUAUGAGCCGUACCUGAAGGACCCUUCUGCCUACCCCAAAGUGCAGAUGGUGGCCAGCAUGCUCUACUCAGGCCCGUACUAUGUCAUCGCGCUUUAUGGCUUGCUGGUCCCAGGAUGUGAGUGGAUGCCUGAUCUCACUCUGGUACACUCUGGAGCUGUGGCUCAGGCGCAGUUCUCCCACAUGGGGGCCUCUCUGCACACAAGGACUCCUUUCUCCUACAGAGUACCUGCUGAUGGCCAGUCUGUCUUCUUGCUGCUCAACAUUCUCUACGCUCUGAUUCCUCAGGUUCUGUGCUACCGUUGCUCCACAAACCCUGAAUUCUUUCGCAAGCUCACAGCAAAAAAGAAAGCGGAGUAACAAAGAAAUUACCAAGGUGGAUCUUUAAUGUUAUCCCUGCUGAGAGGAGGCGCUUCAAUUUUAAUGGGGCAGUCGGGUGUAAACGUGAUGAGAGCUUCCAUCUUUUCAUUGGUGCUUCUCGUCCAGAUGUCUGGGUGUAGCCAAAAUGUGUCUUUAGUAGUUUUGCGUCUGUGGAUGCAGAUGAAAUCGGACAAGAGUGUAAUGCCAUGUUACUUCAAUUCUCGUAAUAAAUG